Molecule: messenger RNA, 1976 nt
Organism: Trachemys scripta elegans
Lineage: Eukaryota; Metazoa; Chordata; Testudines; Emydidae
Gene: GMPPB
Product: GDP-mannose pyrophosphorylase B
Exons: 9
Coding region: 565-1647 (360 amino acids)
Biological process (GO): cell wall mannoprotein biosynthetic process; GDP-mannose biosynthetic process
Cellular component (GO): cytoplasm
Molecular function (GO): GTP binding; mannose-1-phosphate guanylyltransferase (GTP) activity
Source: RefSeq, a predicted model, not a curated record
UGCUCUCUAGCCCUGCCCUGGCACAGCCAUCCUGUGCUAGAGAAAUACCUCACCUCCUCCACCCUAUCCUGGCACACUGCCACCAGGGCCGGAGGCUAGAGCGGGGCCGAGGCCUGGAGGCUGCCCCCUGGAGCUGCUUGGCGGGGUGCCGCCUGCCCUAUCUACGAGCAGCACGGGACACCGCUCUGACGGAACCAGCCGGCACCAGUACGCUAGAGGCGGGCUCCUGAGAUGUGAUUGUUCCUGCGCCAGACCGUCGCCCCCCGCGCGGGAGUCGCUGCUGUGACGUCUGCGGUUACUAUGGCAAUGCCGUUGCGUGCUGUGUGAUUGGCCGGCGGGGUGGAGGGACACGUCUGCCGCUCGGAUUGGUGCGCGGCCCAGCCUGGGCUUCCCCCGCCUGAGGAGCGCGGCGGAGCCGGACAGGUGAUGAGGCCCGUGAAUGAGCGCGGGCUGGGCCGGGCAGUCGGAGUGACGGUCGGACAGGGGGCGGGACCCGGAAAGGGAGCGGAGCAGGCUCUGACCCCCCGCGCGCCGGCCUGACGUGGCGGCUUCCCGCACAGAGCGAUGAAGGCGCUGAUCCUGGUGGGCGGCUACGGCACCCGGCUGCGGCCGUUGACGCUCAGCACCCCGAAGCCGCUGGUGGAGUUCUGCAACAAGCCCAUACUGCUGCACCAGCUGGAGGCUCUGCGCCAGGCGGGCGUCGAUCACGUUAUCCUGGCUGUCAGCUACAUGUCGGAGGUGCUGGAGGGGGCGAUGCGGAAGCAGGAGCAGCGGCUAGACAUUCGCAUCUCCCUGUCCCAUGAGAAGGAGCCACUGGGCACAGCGGGGCCCCUGGCGCUGGCCCGGGAGCUGCUGACUGAGAGCUCGGAGCCUUUCUUCGUCCUUAAUAGCGACGUGAUCUGCGACUUCCCCUUCACAGACAUGGUGCGCUUCCACAAGCACCACGGCAAGGAGGGCUCCAUCGUGGUGACAAAGGUGGAGGAGCCCUCCAAGUACGGGGUGGUGGUGUGCGAAGCUGAGACGGGACGCAUCCACCGGUUUGUGGAGAAACCACAGGUGUUUGUCUCAAAUAAGAUAAAUGCCGGCAUGUACAUCUUCAACCCCAGCCUCUUGCACAGGAUCCAGCUGCGGCCCACCUCCAUAGAGAAGGAGAUCUUCCCGGUGAUGGCUCAGGAUGCGGAGCUCUAUGCUAUGGAGCUGCAGGGCUUCUGGAUGGACAUUGGGCAGCCCAAGGACUUUCUGACGGGCAUGUGCAUGUUCCUGCAGUCGCUGAAGGUCCAGCACCCAGAGAGGCUGCACGCGGGCCCUGGCUUUGUGGGGAACGUGCUGGUGGACCCAAGUGCUCAGAUCGGUGAGAACUGCACGAUUGGCCCCAAUGUCACCAUUGGGGCUGGGGUGGUGGUGGAGGAUGGGGUACGGAUCAAGCGCUGCACCAUCCUGAAAGGCUCCCGUAUCCGCUCUCACUCCUGGCUAGAGUCCUGCAUUGUUGGCUGGCUGUCGUCUGUUGGCCAGUGGGUGCGGAUGGAGAACGUGACAGUGUUGGGCGAGGAUGUCAUCGUCAAUGACGAGCUCUAUCUCAACGGGGCCAACGUGCUGCCACACAAGUCCAUUGCCGAGUCGGUGCCAGAGCCUCGCAUCAUCAUGUAGCUGCUGGGCCAGGCCAGCUCCCCUGCUACUGAACUGUUAACACUUUGGUUCCUGGAGCAGAGCCCUGCACACGGGGGGGGGGGGGGGUAUGGGAACUGGCUCUGCUGGCACCGCAUAGAGCAGUACUGGGCCCUCAUGGGCUGCUGGGCUCUGAGUCUGCUGUUGGGAGGGUCUGGGAGGGGGGGAAGGGAGCUCCAUGGUGGAGCAGCAGAAAGCAGGGAGCCACAGCUGCAACAUGCAUGGCUUGGGUGCUGGUAGGAGCCUGGUGUGCCACAGAGGGCCAGGCCUACAGGGCCCCACCCAAUACAAUUACACUGUCUAAAAGCGCU